Penaeus vannamei (Pacific white shrimp) is the source of this 462-nucleotide messenger RNA. Lineage: Eukaryota; Metazoa; Arthropoda; Malacostraca; Decapoda; Penaeidae. The record is from RefSeq and is a predicted model, not a curated record.
AUGAUUUCUUACGACGAAGAGGACAAAGAGGUCAACAAUGCCAUCAUGCACUUCGACGCAGGGCAUCCGUUCACCUAUGAACUUAUGGUAUAUCUGAAGGAGAACUUCAAGGUAGCCACAUGGGGGGUCAACAGCCCUGGGGCAGCAACUGCCAUAGCGAAGAAGGUGUGUGGAACAGAAGAUCUGAAUGAAAUUUUGCUCCAUCAUUGUGCAAACGUGACACUGCGUCCUCUGAAGGAAAUGCAGCUAUUCGGAUGGCCUGACUGGAACAACUAUUUCCAGGACAAUAACGGAGAACGUUUUGCGGAGGAGCAUCAAGAUGCCUUCAUCGUACAUUUGUAUAACAAACUUAGCCAAAGAACGCCAGUCGCAAUUGGAAACAGGAGCAUUUAUGAUGAGAUUGCCAAAGCUCACUGCCCUAUCACUUACGCAGCUGCCAAACGGAGAGCCUACUUUUUCUAA